Molecule: messenger RNA, 1054 nt
Organism: Spodoptera exigua (beet armyworm)
Lineage: Eukaryota; Metazoa; Arthropoda; Insecta; Lepidoptera; Noctuidae
Source: the annotation of a GenBank genome assembly
CCGCCACCUAGCGCUAGGCGCGCGCCGCGCUGGCGACAGUCGCGGGGCGCCCCUGCAUCUCCACCGAGUCGUGGGGCCCCCUGCGUCGAAUCCCUAAUUGAACUUCUUUAUAUAAGUUGUAUUUGAGAAACUCGAUUUUGUUUUUAUAUUAAAAGUCUUGUGUGUAGAUAAUUUUUAUGAGAAUAUAAAGUAUAUGUACCUACUCCGCCUCGAGUCUUUGCAAGUUUGUCCCGCCCCCCGACCCGGCUCGGCUCAGUCGCGACGGCGACAAUUCUAAUAAUAAUGUUAUAUUUGUUGUACAUAUUUCAUUGUUGAGGGUAUUAAAAUAAUUACGCCACUUUAAAAAAUAUCAUUUUAUAUUUACAUUUAAAGAGUACAAAACAAAAUUUAUUUCUUAAUAUUAUUGUUAUUAAUAGACACACCAAUACUUGUAGUUUUGCCGUAAACCCUAUUGUUAGAUGACGAUCUUCUUCUGCCGUUCAUCAGAAACCGCGAAUUUGUUACAAAGGAAAAAUAUGAGUGUCUCUGGUGUGGGCUUCACUUUACCAUCGGCGAUGAGCCUUCGCAGGUUACGUAUACGUUGCUUAUGUGGGUACUCUCGAGACUGUGGUUGCGGCACAUCUUCCGGAGGUUCGAAGUCAAUAAGACCACGAGGGUUCUUGAGUCGGUGGGCUUCAGCAAAUGUAAUAUAUGGUGACGCCCAGCGCCGAGGAACCUCAUCUGUCUCGCUUUGAUCUUGUGAAGGCGUAGCGGUAAGGGAAUCGUCCCACAUGACGGGAUGCCAUGGUCGACGCACGGGCCGCUCCGGUGGUAUCAUAGGCUGUGGAGGUCUGAGUGGUAAGGAAUUGACGUCGACAUAGCUCUCCUCAUCGUAUUCCAGCUCAUUCAUUGUUAAUUGUAAUUGCGAUCACUUGAGUAAUGGCCAACGAGGCAAUCUAAAGUUAGCUUAAAAUUAUAAAUACGAUAAAAAUAAGUCUCGCAGCCAGCGUUGCGAGCCUCUGAUCAAAAUCACUGCGCAAUAAUAUAACCCCGUUUUUUGUUCAAUUGGCUUCUU